AUGAAGGCGAUGUGCAGCUGGCUUUUCAUCGUCAUUUAUCUACUCUCAAGUGUUAUUGUUCGUUCAGAACAAAUGAGUUCAUAUUCGACCUCCCCCUAUCCGGGACUAUUUUGCGGUGCUCUCAAAGACUAUCGCGGAGAAAAUGGAGAAAUUGAUGAAGGAAAAUUUUAUUCAGAUGUGUUUGGUGGCAAUAGCAGCAGUGAUGAUAAUGAGGAGGAUGAGGAUGAAGAAGACGAAGAUGAUGAAGAUGAGGAGGAGGAGGAUGAAGAAGAUGAGGAGGAGGAAGAUGAGGAGGAGGAUGAAGACGACGAUGACGAGGAAGAUGAUGAUGAGGAUGAUGAGGAUGGAGAUGAGGAAUAA
Messenger RNA from Rodentolepis nana, 360 nucleotides. NCBI's taxonomy places the organism in Eukaryota, Metazoa, Platyhelminthes, Cestoda, Cyclophyllidea, Hymenolepididae. The record is from the annotation of a GenBank genome assembly.